Messenger RNA from Lolium perenne, 1836 nucleotides. Its product is annotated as protein FAR-RED IMPAIRED RESPONSE 1-like. The record is from RefSeq and is a predicted model, not a curated record. Lineage: Eukaryota; Viridiplantae; Streptophyta; Magnoliopsida; Poales; Poaceae. Gene Ontology annotation, molecular function: zinc ion binding. Gene Ontology annotation, biological process: regulation of DNA-templated transcription.
AUGACUGAUCUCGACAGGAGAUUAAUUCAUCUACUACAGAUGGGACGUCUGCCACCAAGGAAGAUGAUGUUAAUCUUUCGGUCGAUCAGAGGGAAAUUCCGUGGAAUACCCUUCGAUGCUGUUGAUCUAAGCAACAUAAAGAGUAAACAACAACAAAUAGAGAAGGACCAUGACAUCCAGAAGUGCCUGGAACGCUUCAAGACACUCCAGAAAACAGUACCUGGCUUCUAUCAUGACAUGGAAAUAGACAGCGAAAAAAGAGUUCGCAGCCUGUUUUGGAUGGACGCAAUGUGCGUAAUGAACUACAAGCUGUUCGGUGACUACAUAUCUUUCGACACAACUUUCAGCACAAAUAAGUAUGGAUUACCAUUUGUUCCUAUAGUUGGGGUCAAUAAUCACGGCUCCACAGUACUGUUUGCCGUUGCUCUGCUGAAGGAUCAAACAACAGAAAUAUUUAUAUGGGUUCUGGAAACAUUUGUUCAGGCCAUGGGUGGAAAAGAACCAAAGACAAUAAUAACAGACCAGGACAAAGCAAUGAAGAAAGCAAUACAAACAGUUCUAAAGUCUACAACCCACAGGAACUGCUACUACCACAUCGUGACCAAGAUGAGUCGGAAAGAGAGCACCUUCUUUGCAAAAAACUCAGGACUGUCGGAAAUGCUAAUGUACAUUGCGAAGAACGCAUUCACACCAGAUGAGUUCGAAAUGGGAUGGAAUAAAGUGAUAAAGGAUUACAAUGCUGGCGGAGAAGAACACCUAAGCAAGUUAUUCAGGAUAAGACACAGGUGGGUACCAGCGUACUUCAUGGAUAAAUUUUACCCAUUCUCAUCAAGCACAGGAAGGAGCGAGAGCACAAAUAACAUGUGGAAAUGCUAUAGCCAGCACACAGACACAAUAACAAUGUUCCUUGAGCAAUAUGAGGUCAUACAAGACAAGUGCUUAUCUGCCCUGGACAAGAAGAAGCUCACAUCAACACUGAAAACAGCAAAACUAGUAACAAGACAUCCGUUUGAGAAGCAAGCUCUUGAACAAUUCACGCAUGAAAUAUUCGAGAAGUUCCAGAUCGAGAUCACAAACAACACGGCAUUCAAGGUAGAUGGAUCACUUGAACCUGAUCGCCACCUGCGGCUGAAAAGAAUAGUGAAAUUCUACAACCACAUGGAAUUCAAAAGGGAGUUGUUUGACGUCACAUUUGACGAUGAAAAAAAGAACUUCAUGUGUUCCUGCAAAAAGAUGCAGAGGGAUGGUAUACAUUGCUGCCAUGUAAUAAAAGCAAUGGUUCACAUGGAGAUCAAUGAUUUGCCAGAGAGUUUUGCGAUUAAAAGAUGGAGAAAAGACAUAGACAUGGAACUCGCAACAUUAGGAAAUGUCGCAGAUGCCUCUUGCGGAGACGAAACACUAAAGUUUGCCGGUGUGAUGAGCCAUAUGGCAGAACUUUGCAACAAAGCGUGCCCAAAUGACAAAGCAUAUAAUGUCAUGAUUCAGUGUAUGCGUGAUAUGGAAACAAAAGUGCUGGCAGCAAUAAGAGAAGAUGAAGGAGCUAAAAAACUACACGAUGAAGAAACAGGUAGCAACGAAACAUUACGUGACCCACCAAUGUCCGACAGAAGAGGAACAAAAAGAGGAGACAGAAUGAUGCCAGGUUCAGAAAAAAGACAGAAAACAAGACAAAUAAAAUGCGGACACUGCAAAAAAUCAGGACACAACAGAACAGGAUGUGAAGCACUGAAAGCACAAAUUGCAGCAGAGACAAAGACAGCACCAAAGACAUGCAGCAGCAGCAGCAGCAGAAGCAGCAGCAUCACAGCAGAGAUAUACAAGCAAUACAACACAUGA